Messenger RNA from Symbiodinium necroappetens, 1316 nucleotides. Lineage: Eukaryota; Dinophyceae; Suessiales; Symbiodiniaceae. The record is from the annotation of a GenBank genome assembly.
GAAUUCUGCCGGUUGUUUUUCACGUGGACGGCGCAGAGUUCUACAAGAACAACGAAUAUGUUGUUUGGUCGAUGAGUUCUAUUCAUGCAAAGGCAGAUGUGUGGGAUUGCAAGCUGCCGCUGUGCAUCGUGCCGCAUGUGGCUAUGAGGGACGAUUCCGUGGCAGCGCAUGUUCACAAACGUGUUGCUGAAGUACUCGCAUGGAGCAUGGAGUGUGCAGCGACCGGUUUGGGGCCCAAAGCUGGGGAGGAUGGGCUACCUUUUCAGAGUGCUUUCAGGCAUCGACUGAAGGGUCAGGUUUUGCCCGGUGGCUACAAACUGGCAUACACUGGCUUCAAAGCAGACAUGAAGGCACGCAUGCAGGCCAACCGCUUUGAGCGGUACUACAACUGCGAUUUAAUCUGUGAGGCAUGUUUUGCCGAGAAAGCAAAACCGAACAAGACGUGCCCAUUCACCGACUUCAGCGAAACUGCAUGCCAUAGACUCACCCGCAUUAGUCACACUACUUAUAUGCGCACGGCUUCAGAAGUGUCACCAUGGGCAUGCAUGCCUGGCUGGAACUUGCACACGGUUCUGUUGGAUAUGAUGCAUAUUCUUUAUUUGGGGACACUUCGGGUCAUGAUUUCUUCGUGCAUCGUGUUCUGGAUUCGCUUCAAAGCUCUUGGUGGGGGCACCAUCGCUCAUCAACUUCUGCGCUUGUCAAGCGAGAUGAGGCAAAAGUCUCGCGAGAAUGGGAUACGACUGAAUCUCAGCAGCUUCACUCCGAGCAAUGUUGGCAUUGCAAGCGGCUUGAACGACAAUCCUGAGCUCUGCUCAACCUUUAAAGCAGCUGCUGUUAAGUCUUCACUGUGGUUCCUGGCUUGGAAAGCCGAAGAGAUUUCGAAAGCACAACCGGAGGUCCAACCGCUGAAGUUCGUGUCGCUGUGCGUUUGGUCGAUUCAUUCUGCCGUUGUGCAGCUGGACCAUGCUGGUUUGCUCAUGGACGAGGACACCUCAAAGGUAGCAUACCGACAUAUCCGACGGCAUCUCACUUGCUGGCAAUGGCUAGCGAGUUUUUCGCAAUCGCAAGGGUGGCAUCUGUGGCGACUGAAGCCGAAGCAUCACUAUUUCGACCAUAUUUCCGAUUUCAUUUUGAGAACACGGAUCAAUCCGAGCAUCGGAGCUGUGUGGGAGGAAGAGUCCUUCUUAGGACGAUUGAAAAAGAUAGCUAUCCGCUGCCAUUCAGCCACUACAAUGAAACGUUUGAUGCAAAGGUAUCUACUUAUGAUGGGUCUCAGGCUCGAAGAGUCGCGUCGGGUUGCCCAGCAAAUCGGGUAA